AUGGACAUUGACAAUCUCCAUGUUGCCAUCCACAACCUCACCACACAGGUCAAUUACCUGUCCCGCAGCAACGGCUUCGGCAACACCAACAACACUUCUCGCCCUCCCAAGCUCACCCCUGAAGAGAAGGCCUACCUCAUCGCCAACAAGGGCUGCUUCCGCUGCCGCAAGCUUGGUCAUAUGGCAAACCAGUGUCGCACUUUUCCAAGCCAGCAACAGCCGCGUCAGGUCAACAACGUCGAAGUUGCCGCUAGCUCUUCUUCUGCACAGGCUUCUUCCCAGACCCAGUCGGGAAAAGCCAACAGCAACUAG
Messenger RNA from Gamsiella multidivaricata, 312 nucleotides. RefSeq lists its product as uncharacterized. Lineage: Eukaryota; Fungi; Mortierellomycota; Mortierellomycetes; Mortierellales; Mortierellaceae. The record is from RefSeq and is a predicted model, not a curated record. The transcript has a single exon. Gene Ontology annotation, molecular function: nucleic acid binding; zinc ion binding. Bases 1 to 312 code for a protein of 103 amino acids.